Messenger RNA from Colletotrichum fioriniae, 1419 nucleotides. The record is from RefSeq and is a predicted model, not a curated record. Lineage: Eukaryota; Fungi; Ascomycota; Sordariomycetes; Glomerellales; Glomerellaceae.
AUGGCGUCCCUGUCAUCUCUGGGUCUGAAUCUCCGCCUCGCCGAUAUCGAUGAGAAUCUCAAAUCUCACCCAGCGGCUCUGUCGUGGCCUAAUAGUAGCUUCACCUCGAACGGACCGUCAAUGGGCCAUGACUUUAUCGAUGAUGCUCCGUGUUUUGCUUAUACGGAAGUGUUUGAAAGCGGGGAAGUAUUCCAAGCAGUUUCGCCUGGUUCGGGGGUUUACCUGCCUCUCUACUCCUCUCCAACUUCUCAGCCAGCUUUCACAGUCUCCAAGAGCCGCCUUUCCAAGAGCAUAGAGAUCGAAUACCAGAGCUUGACGCUGCUGCAAUCACUUGCUAUUGCUGUGCCCUCGCCCUUUGAUCUACCCGAUCUGUUGAGGAACUACGCAACUCUCAAGGCUUACUUGCACCACCUCGAGAACGUAUCACCAUCGCACCCUACAACAGUUGAGCUUCGUCUACUCGUCCGCGAUCUGCUUCUAGACAGAGCACUGUUUUCUGGAAUCGGUACUGAAGUCUACCGAUCUAGUGGCAUACUGUCUAUCGGUCAGCUUCACGAUAUGCAUCAACGAAGCGUAGAUGCCGGCUUAGAUGACCUGGACGCCUGCUUCGCUCUGGGUCUCCUCCCAGAUGUGCUAGACGACGCAUUCCUCGAGGCCUUGGCAUCCAAAUUCACCGAGCUUGCUCUGGCUGGCGACCUGACUGCCUUACACGAUUUGUGCGAGCCCGUCGUCCGCACUGGCGAAGUUGAGUGGGAGACAAAUCCUGACUUGCUCCUUGAGUUGCUCGAUAGAGGAAGGCUGGAUAUCUAUCGCUAUGUUCUAGACCUGGCGUCGAGAACGAGGGACAAAUCCACGAGCCAGCCCGGGUCAUUCCUAAGAGACAUUACAAAUGACCCCCUUCACGUCGCCAUAAGGCUUGGUCACGUUACACUAGUGGAGAGUCUUUUGCAGCAAGGAGCGAACUUUCUAGGUGUUUAUGCUGACAACGAGGCGAGCGGCGGCACAGAGCAUGUAGUCUUGACACCCUUUUCUGCGGCGGUCUAUUGGGGGCAGGCCGAGACUGUUCGCACAAUACUGCUGCGAACACCCUUACCCGAAGGGUUACGAGAAGCAGUCGCCAUAGCAGUCUCUGAUGAGAACACACAGAUCAUGGAAAUCAUGCUGGCGUUUGGUGUCAUGGAUGUCUCAAGGUCGACCGCGCCGGAUGAUACGUUUGACUGUUUUGCCGAAUUGAGCAUCAUGGAAUCAGUUCCCACCGCCGCACUACCUCGAGUGUCGUCCGGCCUGAACUGCACUGGCAAACAGGCGGACAGUGUUCCCAGUGUAGCCGUCGCCAUGAUCGAGCGGUCGAGGCCCCGAAAGAACGAGUCCGCCGCAGGUGCUCUCGCCACCGCCGUCGACUUUUGGGGCAGAGCCUAG